CCCGAUCACCUGUCAGCCACGCCCCCUCGGUUUGAGUGACAGCUGAAGGCGCGCGGGGCAGGCCGGGAACAAAACAAACGCCAGCGCGGAGCGGCGGCGGCGGUGGCGCCGGGAUUGGGAGCUGCCGUCACCUCAACUCAACUCCCCUUUCCCUUCCCCUCACACACGGUACUCCAACGUUUUUAACAGUGAGGAACAAUAAUGGGUCUCAAAACUUUCACACACAACUCUCCAGUCCACAGUCAGGAGCUUCUGGGAAAGUUAAAUAAAUUACGUAACGAAGGACAUUUCUGUGAUGUGACAAUUCGGGUCCAAGACAAGGUCUUCAGGGCCCACAAAGUGGUCCUUGCUGCUUGCAGUGAAUUCUUCAGGGCAAAACUUGUAAACCAAUCGGAUGCAGAUGAGUGCAUUUUGGAUUUGAAUCAUGUAACUGUCAGUGGAUUUUCUCCAUUGCUGGAGUACGCAUAUACAGCUACACUUGCCAUAAACACAGAGAACAUUAUUGAUGUCUUGGCUGCUGCUAGCUAUAUGCAGAUGUUCCAUGUAGCCAACACCUGUUCAGAGUUCAUGAAAUCAAGUAUCCUGUGGAAUACAAGCAGUAAUCCGCCAGGACCUGUUCCUUCACUUCCUCAGGAGAACAGUAGUGCUUGCAUCGUUCAGUCUCACGAUGACAGUCUGUCUCCAGUAUCUUCAGAAUGCAGUUCUGUUGAGAAAAGUAAGCCCAGGGAAUCUCGCCGAAAACGGAAGAACUUCAUUAUGAUGUCUCCGGAGAGUCCCACAGAAUCUGCUGCGCAGCCCAACUCUUCUCAAGUUGUGAACCCCUCGGUGGCUUUCUCAGACAAUAGGACCCAGCAAUCUGUGGACUCAUCGCUGUCAUUUCAGUGGACGCACCCUGUGGGUGCUGAGCGUCGGACUCUCAGCGAAAAAGCAAAGUCAACGGAAAGUGUGAGGGUCGUGGAACAGCCCCUAAACACUGAGGUGACGGGGCGGGUGCCCGAGUACACCGCCUGUGAAAGUACAAAAGCAACGUCACCUCCUAUACUAGAAGAUGAUGUGAGGAUCAAAGUUGAAAGGUUGAGUGAUGAUGAAGGCCAUGACCUUGUAUCACAACCUGUCAGUGCAUCACAGAGUUCACUUAGUGACCAUCAAACUGUACCAGGAAGUGAGCAGGCUCAGGAGGAUUUAUUGAUUAGUCCCCAGUCAUCUUCUGUUGGUUCAGUAGAUGAAGGAGUUACAGAAGGGCUACCAACACUUCAAGGCACUUCCAAUGCCAACAAUCACCCAGAUGAUGAUGAUAGGCUAGAGAGUGGGCAGUAUUCCUACCAGCUCUACAUAAAUCCUUCCACAAGUGGCACAGAAAGACCCAGUCCAAAUGGUCCUAAUAAGCCUUUUCAGUGUCCUACAUGUGGUGCUAGGUUCACACGCAUCCAGAACCUCAAACAGCACAUGCUUAUUCACUCAGGUAUAAAACCCUUUCAGUGCGACAGAUGUGGGAAAAAGUUCACAAGAGCAUACUCCUUAAAGAUGCAUCGUCUGAAGCAUGAAGGCAAGCGAUGUUUCCGAUGCCAGAUUUGCAGUGCAACAUUUACUUCCUUUGGGGAAUAUAAACACCAUAUGCGAGUUUCAAGACACAUUAUCAGAAAGCCAAGGAUCUACGAGUGCAAAACAUGUGGAGCCAUGUUUACUAAUUCUGGAAACCUAAUUGUGCACCUGAGGAGCCUGAACCAUGAAGCAUCUGAAUUAGCUUCCUAUUUCCAGAGCAGUGACUUCAUAGUGCCAGACUACCUGAAACAGGAGCAAGAAGAAGCCCUCGCUCAUUAUGACAUUGGAGACAGUGGUUUUGAUAACAAUUCAGCAGUGCAAAUGCCUGUUAUCUCACAGGUAUCCUCCACACAGAACUGCGACAGCGCAUUUCCCCUUGGGCACUUGGCUGGACUCAUGAACAAAGAUGAUGAAAUAAUAGAAGAGCAGAAAACAGAUGGUUCCGAUGUAAAUGGAAUCCUUGGGGUAAGGGAAGAUCUGCAUAAGAGGGGUUCUCCAGAGGAAGGACCUCAUAUCCUUUAUAGCUAAAUUAAACCUGGUAGUUAAACUUCUGUUCUUUUGGAGAAAGUGCCUGGACCUGGGUCAAAUGAUUCUUGGAGCUUUUCUUCCAGACUCUGGACAUUUAUUUAAAAUAGGUCAACAUUACUUUAUUUGUUUAUCAAAGGUUUUGGUCAAGUUUGUGGGCCUUCAGUUAAUUACAAGCACAUUAAACCACACAUUUCUUAAUUCACACAGCUGUCAAGGACUUUGCAAGAAGCUGUGGUGCAACUUUUGAACAAUAUUUGUCACAUUGGUUUUGGCAACAUAUUUUAGAAUCAAAGUUUAAAAUGCUGUGUUGAAGGAUAACAAUCUCAUUAAAUCAUGAAAAAUAUUAAAUGUUUGAAUGCUGUCUGACAGAAAUAAUCUUUUAAUAGGAAAACUUAAUAUUCUCCUACAACUAAAUUAUGAUCACAAAGUGGGAAAUUUCCAAAUGUUCACCAAAUUAUGGAAGUUUGUUUUCGGCAAAAAACUUAACUUUGUACAUUAAACACCUUUUUAUUAAUAAGAAUUCGAAGUUGGCAUUGUAAAUGGAAGUACUAGUCUGGAUAUUUUCUCACGCACUCCAAAUUAUGCCAUGUGUCCUUUGAUAUAGUCCUUAGACAUCAAACUAAUGCAAAAUAGUUUCUUGGCCAAGUGAUGAAAUGAUGCAGUGAACCUUGAGGGGUCAGUCAGAAGUUUGUUUUGGAGCUAUUAACUAUCUAAUUCUGGGCUGUUGCCACCAAAGUGUGAUCUUCUUGCAUCGACAUGAUUUAAAACUGGAAGUAUCUGGAUGUUUUUCCAGUGCAUAUUUUACUAUUAAUCUGAAGUAAAAGUGAAUGCAUAUCUUUUUCAGAUAUGUUUAGCUACUUAUUAGUCUCUUGUAACUUGUGGAUGUAUGUUGACAUUGACACCACAAUUGGUGGUACAUUAGUGAAGAUUAUAUUCAGGGAGCUUGUUUGCCAUGGCUGUUGUUCAAUCAGUAGUUUAUUGCAGACUUUUCUAAAACAAGUAUUUUGUGCUAACAGAUAACUCGUUUUAAGCUUAAAUGUUCAGACUUAGAUUUCUACAACUGUUAAGGUAUUUUAACUAACUACAAAAUUUGCUGUUUUGUCAAGUGUUCACCUUUUUAAAGGUAUUAAUUAAACUUGUUGAGCCUUUUGUUAACCUGUGCAAAGGGUCAUGUAAUAUUUUGACAAUCUGAAGGCAUGCUGUGAUUGAUUAAGGCAUGUGUGUUUUAAUUUUUUUUUAAAUUUUUAAUUACUUCUGUAGUCUUGAUAUUCAGAAUAUUUGGGAAGUAGCAUUCCUGAGGAAUCAAAAAACACAGUUAACAUUGUUGGUUUAGGCUCAUUCAGAUAAAUGCAUUUCAUUUUUCAUUGUCCUCUCCAGCAAGACUGAAAAAUACCUGCAUGGGUAGCAGCCAGAAUAACCUGUACUGUAACAAAACUUAUAAGUAUGCCUGGUGUAAAUGGGAAAGCCUCUACCCAUUUAUUAACAUUUGGACUCUGCAUGAGCUCAAGUCUGAUCCAUGCAUUGAAAUAAUUGUUUCAACUCCUGUUGUUGAACAUAAAUAGUUAAUCCAUUUUUUUGGAUAACAGUUACUUGGUGGAAGGAUUUUAUAUACACAGUUAAAGUAUCAAAUACAUUAAUAUUCUUUAAAUUACUUGUCACUGUUCCCCAACAUUUUGAUGAUUUCUUCCUUGAAUAUAAUAAAGUUGAACAACUUUUAUACAAUUUCAAAUAUACUCACUGCCUUGAAUUUACUAAGGUCUCGUUGUUUUAUGAAUAAACACUUGAUUUGUUCAGUGAAUAAGUGAGGGAUGGGGCUGUUGGGAAUAUCCUGAGAUGUGGAAUAGGAAGAGACAUUUCAGGUCAUUGAGUCUGUGUUGUGUGGAAAUAUGAAACAAAAUAGACCUGCCAAAAAUAGGCGGGUUUUGCACAACAGUGAAUUCACAACCAUAAUAUCUGGGUAACCAGCACUCUAACAGUACUGACUACCAGAUUCUUUCUCACAGGUCUAGCAGAAGCUUACUGCGGUUGGGCAGCAGGAUACCUUGUCCAUUAUGCUUAUUGGUUAACUUCUGUACGCUGCAUUUGUAAUUGGUAAACAUUUUUCUAGUUAUGAUAUAAUUGUUUUCAUUAUUUUUAUAAUAAUUGUUUUAUUCCAGCAGUUUGGGUGAAUGGUUAAAUGUUGACCACUAUUCAAAACUCAAAAGCAAUUGUUGGUACAUUCAGUGAUGCAGCAGUAACUAUCCUGUACAUGUGGGCAUGGCUGAAGUUAACCGUUAUAUGUGUAUCAGUAGUACUAAAUGCUAAUGUAGUUCCUUUGUCCUGUACUCAAAAUGUGCAUCUUUGAUUGUGUUUAUAUUAUUUUUGCAUUCUUUGAAAGUGCAGCACUUUGAAACUAUACAUUUUGCUGAUCUUAAAUUUGUGUUCUUAUCACUGCAUUUCAAGGACAAUAAAGCUGAGCCUUCAGUGUCCCUGUUGCGGUCUCUGCUUGUAAAUACUGUAUAGUCUGAUUGACUUGGAGAUAUUGUUAAUCUGUUGAUAGUAGAUGGAAUUUUUGAUAGUAUGAUUGCCAGUAAAUUGGAAUUGUAAUCCUUGUUUUUCACUAGCAUGGCCCCAUAACAGGUGCAUAUUGUAAAAAAAAUUGCAAAAUGAAGACCACACUGCAAAGUUUUGGCUAUGGUUUAUUUAUCCUGUUGUGGAGUUUGUCUGACAGUCUAUGUGUGUGUGUGUGUGUGUGUGUGUGUGUGUGUGGGCGUGUGAGAGAGUGUGCUUGCUUAUGUGCGAGUGUAUCUGUAUUGUAUAUAAAUAGGAAAAGUUCACAUAUUCUAUUUUCAUGCUCAUGAUGGUCAUAAAAGGCAAGUGGCAUUGUUAAAGUUUGAUAAAAAUAAUAUUGCAGU
Molecule: messenger RNA, 4964 nt
Organism: Hypanus sabinus (Atlantic stingray)
Lineage: Eukaryota; Metazoa; Chordata; Chondrichthyes; Myliobatiformes; Dasyatidae
Product: zinc finger and BTB domain-containing protein 44-like
Exons: 6
Coding region: 202-2070 (622 amino acids)
Biological process (GO): positive regulation of gene expression; regulation of transcription by RNA polymerase II
Molecular function (GO): protein binding; DNA-binding transcription factor activity, RNA polymerase II-specific; RNA polymerase II cis-regulatory region sequence-specific DNA binding
Source: RefSeq, a predicted model, not a curated record